Messenger RNA from Eublepharis macularius, 884 nucleotides. RefSeq names its product retinol binding protein 4 (gene RBP4). Lineage: Eukaryota; Metazoa; Chordata; Lepidosauria; Squamata; Eublepharidae. The coding region runs from base 124 to 750 and encodes 208 amino acids. The record is from RefSeq and is a predicted model, not a curated record. Gene Ontology annotation, biological process: retinol transport. Gene Ontology annotation, molecular function: retinol transmembrane transporter activity; retinol binding. The transcript has 6 exons.
CAUGUUCUUGGCCUCUCUUCUGGUUUUUAGUAGAACGCGGCUGUUUGGAUCUGCAUUGCUCUUUGGCUUAUACGUCUCCUACUUGGGUUGCUUUUGUGCCACUUCCUGGAACAUAGGAGCACUAUGGUUCAUGCUGAGGGAGUCCUUGCUUGGUUGGUACUGGUGGCCCUGGGGUUGCUGGACAGCAGAUGCCAAGCGGAACGGGACUGCCGUGUGAGCAGCUUCAAAGUCCAGCUGAACUUUGACAAAUACCAAUAUUCUGGUGUGUGGUAUGCUGUGGCCAAGAAAGAUCCUGAAGGACUGUUUCUUCAAGACAAUAUAAUAGCCGAGUUUUCUGUUCAUGAGAAUGGGGAGAUGACUGCCAGGGCCAUGGGCAGAGUGCGGCUCUUUGAUAACUGGGAUGUAUGUGCUGACAUGCGUGGCACCUUCAAUGAGACUGAAGAUCCUGCUAAGUUCAAGAUGAAAUAUUGGGGUAUGGCAGCCUAUCUCCAGAAGGGAAAUGAUGAUCACUGGGUAGUUGCCACAGAUUAUCAUACAUAUGCACUGCACUACAGCUGCCGGGCACUCAACGAAGAUGGCACUUGUGCUGAUAGCUACUCCUUUGUCUUCUCUCGGGACCCACAUGGGCUAUCUCCAAGAGCACAAAGCAUUGUCAGACAGAAGCAAAAGGAGCUCUGCCUAGAAAGACAAUACAGAAUCAUUGUUCAUAAUGGAUUUUGCCCUUGGGAAACUAUGGAAACCAUUUCAUAGUUGUAACAUUUAUCACCUAAACUGCGCUGUUGGAAGUCCUUUCCUUUAGCUUUUGAAUAUAUUUAUCUAAACUGUGCCUUUUACCCUGCCUAGAAGUAAGAGGUACUUAAUAAACAGAGAUUAGUAUUGCUGCA